Molecule: messenger RNA, 1396 nt
Organism: Sardina pilchardus (European sardine)
Lineage: Eukaryota; Metazoa; Chordata; Actinopteri; Clupeiformes; Clupeidae
Gene: psmc5
Product: proteasome 26S subunit, ATPase 5
Exons: 12
Coding region: 32-1252 (406 amino acids)
Biological process (GO): proteasome-mediated ubiquitin-dependent protein catabolic process
Cellular component (GO): proteasome regulatory particle, base subcomplex
Molecular function (GO): proteasome-activating activity; ATP hydrolysis activity; ATP binding
Source: RefSeq, a predicted model, not a curated record
CGUAACACCAACGGAAGCGUAUGGUUUCAAAAUGGCUCUGGACGGGAUGGACCAUAUGGAUGUAGAAGAUAUCAAAGGAGGCUCCGGUCUCCGUCAGUACUACCUGUCCAAAAUAGAGGAGUUGCAGCUGACCGUGAAUGAGAAAAGUCAGAAUCUUAGACGUCUCCAAGCACAGAGGAAUGAGCUCAACGCUAAAGUGCGCCUGCUGAGAGAGGAGCUGCAGCUGCUGCAGGAGCAGGGCUCCUAUGUGGGGGAGGUGGUCAGGGCCAUGGACAAGAAGAAGGUGCUGGUCAAGGUUCACCCAGAGGGAAAGUUUGUGGUGGACGUAGACAAGAACAUAGAUAUCAAUGAUGUGACUCCCAACUGCCGUGUGGCCCUGCGGAACGACAGCUACACCCUCCACAAGAUCCUGCCCAAUAAGGUGGACCCGCUGGUGUCCCUGAUGAUGGUGGAGAAGGUUCCGGACUCCACCUAUGAGAUGAUUGGCGGCCUGGACAAGCAGAUCAAGGAGAUCAAGGAGGUCAUCGAGCUGCCAGUGAAGCACCCCGAGCUCUUUGAGGCACUGGGCAUUGCACAGCCAAAGGGUGUGCUGCUGUAUGGCCCCCCUGGUACAGGGAAGACCCUGCUGGCCAGAGCUGUGGCUCACCACACCGACUGCACCUUCAUCAGGGUGUCCGGCUCCGAGCUCGUGCAGAAGUUCAUUGGGGAGGGGGCGCGUAUGGUGCGCGAGCUCUUCGUGAUGGCCAGAGAGCACGCUCCAUCCAUCAUCUUCAUGGACGAGAUCGACUCGAUCGGCUCGUCGCGUCUGGAGGGCGGAUCUGGAGGGGACAGUGAGGUGCAGAGGACCAUGCUGGAGCUCCUCAACCAGCUGGACGGCUUUGAGGCCACCAAGAACAUCAAGGUGAUCAUGGCAACCAACCGUAUAGACAUCCUGGACUCUGCAUUGCUCCGGCCUGGACGUAUCGACAGGAAGAUCGAGUUCCCCCCUCCCAAUGAAGAGGCUCGUUUGGACAUCCUGAAGAUCCACUCGCGGAAGAUGAACCUGACCCGCGGCAUCAACCUGCGCAAGAUCGCCGAGCUCAUGCCUGGCGCCUCAGGGGCAGAGGUCAAGGGUGUGUGCACAGAGGCUGGCAUGUACGCGCUGAGGGAGAGAAGGGUCCAUGUCACUCAGGAGGACUUUGAGAUGGCCGUGGCCAAGGUUAUGCAGAAGGACAGUGAGAAGAACAUGUCUAUCAAGAAGCUCUGGAAGUAAACGCCACAUACAUACUUCUGCGUCGUGCUCCACCAAGCUUGCCGUGUCCCAUCACAUGUAUAUUUUCUUCUUUUUUUUUGUCUUCUUAGGUUUGGUUUAUAAUUGUUACCUAAAUUCUAAAUAAAAUGAAACACUUGUUGAGUA